AAGUUUUUUUCUUCCCAAGCUAUAAGCCUAUGACACUGCAUUGAUUAUUUUGAAGAAACCCAAACAUACAUUGCACCAAACAUCAGAUCUUAGUCAACAAACCAUUAUCUCCAUCUCAUCCAAGAGAGAAGAUAGAGAAAGAAAAAGCAAAGAAAACCCAACUCUCAUCGCUUGCUUUGCUUUCCAUCAAAGCACUUUGGUUGUUCCUCCUUUUUCACCCAACAAUUCCCUACAAGAAAUACUAGUCAAAGUAAGACUCUCCCCCACAAGCUCCCCUGCUUCUCCCCUGUUUUGCUUCCCUUACAUUUCCCAACAAAACCAUAGAAAAUACCAAAAUUCAAAAAAAAAAUUUUAAAAAUGGUAGUCCCAUGUGCCUAAUCAUUUAUGAAAAGACCCAAAAUGAUAAGGAAUCAUCGCUAAAACCCAUGACAGUCUGAGCCCAUAUCGGAUCCCAAUACAUCUCUCAGGUACAAUCACAUUCUCUUUAUCAUCUUCACACCUUAAACAAUUACUAUUAGAUUUCAAGGAUUACGAUAAACCCCGACCAUCUUUCAUAGAUUUAUUUAAAUAUUCCUCAUCAGAGAUCAUGUUAUUGAUCCUGUUCUCUUCUCCAUGACGGCAAAAAUCUAUGUUCUUUCGCUAAUUUCCUUUCAAAUUCUAAGUGGUAUUAGUCCAGAGUGACGCAUUUGAUUCGGCCAUGGCCUCCUUAGACAACCAGCAAACAUGGGCACCUUAUGAAAACUCCAAGGAUUGCUCUCAAGGCUUUUGUAGCCUGUAUUGCCCCCAAUGGUGCUACAUCAUUUUCCCGCCUCCGCCUCCGUUCGAUCCUCCCACUGAAGAUUCUGGCUUGAAUUUCUCCCCCCUUGUGAUUGCCAUCAUCGGCAUCCUGGCGAGUGCUUUUCUCCUCGUGAGCUACUACACCAUCGUCUCCAAGUACUGUGCGAAUGCGGAAUCGUUGAGGAGGAGGACGCAGCGAAGCCGGGACGAUGAGUACGACGAGGGUGGCAAUUCUCAGCAUGAGCAGUGGCGGACGGGGACAUCGGGCUUGGACGAGGCACUGAUUAAAUCGAUUGCCGUGUGUAAGUAUAAGAGGGGAGAUGGGCUGGUUGACGGAACGGAUUGUUCUGUCUGUCUCAGUGAAUUUCAAGAAGAUGAAAGCCUUAGACUAUUGCCUAAGUGUAGCCAUGCUUUCCAUGUCCCAUGCAUCGAUACGUGGUUGAAAACGCACGCGAAUUGCCCAUUGUGCAGAGCGAGUGUCGUGUCUACUAGUCCUUUGCCUCUUCAACCGCUCCCUCCAGUUCAAGAAAGCCUUCCCAAUCAUGAGCCAUCAACAGAAACCCAAGAGGAUAACCAGACGAUUGUAGCUGCUGAAGAUUUAGAAAGUGGGCUGAAUGAGUCUAGCAUGGCUGGCGAGGUUGUCUCUAAGUCUCCAUUUCGAGCUCUUAGCGAUAUGGGCUGCUUAGAGAGAGAUACCAUAAUCGAGAUUAGAGAUGAGGAGGAGAUUCAACCGGUUAGGAGAUCCUUUUCGAUGGAUUCCUCACAUCAAAGCCGUGUUUCAAUUGCCGAUGUGUUGGGAAUGGGCACGGAGGAGGACAAUAAUCAGGUGGGAAUCCGGCUCCCAACAGGCAUCAGAUCAUCAAAACGAUCGGGAGGAGAUAAUAGCAAGGGUAGCAGCAACAGAAGCAGGGUGUUGCAUGGUGUAAUGAGUCCUAUUGCAAUGAAGAGAUCCUCCUCAAGUGGGACGUUAUUGCUCACUAGGCAUGGAAGAGGAAGGAAUCCAUCUGUUUCCAUAUUGAACUGAUUGGAGUGUGUGGAGAAUGAUAGCUUAACACAGUAGUAAGUUCUUUUUUACUUGAGUGUGUAAGUAAAAGAAGCCGAGGAAAGGAGAGAUCAUGGGACAUUGCAUUUGGUUUGAAAUCUUACAUGGUAUGGAGUCCCUAGAAGCUCUUGAUACAUGUUUCUAUUUCUUCUUCUUUC
Messenger RNA from Magnolia sinica, 1977 nucleotides. RefSeq names its product E3 ubiquitin-protein ligase Os04g0590900-like. The record is from RefSeq and is a predicted model, not a curated record. Gene Ontology annotation, biological process: protein ubiquitination. Gene Ontology annotation, molecular function: transferase activity. NCBI's taxonomy places the organism in Eukaryota, Viridiplantae, Streptophyta, Magnoliopsida, Magnoliales, Magnoliaceae. The transcript has a single exon. Bases 698 to 1801 code for a protein of 367 amino acids.